Cuscuta epithymum is the source of this 684-nucleotide messenger RNA. The record is from the annotation of a GenBank genome assembly. Lineage: Eukaryota; Viridiplantae; Streptophyta; Magnoliopsida; Solanales; Convolvulaceae.
AUAGCUCAUCCCAAACCAUCCAAUAUCUUGUACCAAUCGAGUAUUUGCAACCCUCUCUCUCAUCGUAUUAUUUACAACUUCCUCAUAUAUUGGCUUUGAUCUGAUCCUUUUCCGAAUUUCAUUCACGUUUCAGUUAUACACAAUAUACAUACGAAGUAUUUUUUUAAUCUUCAUUCUUAUUAUCUCUUCUUGAAUAUCUGAUCCUCACCAAAUUUUCUUUAACUCUUUUAUAAUGGCUAUGGGGGAUGAAAACAACAGUGUAACAUAUGAAGAGGAAUAUGUGUUAAAUUCGAGAGGAAUGAAGCUUUUUACGUGUAAAUGGCUACCUGGGCAAUCUGAGCCUAAAGCUUUGAUCUUUCUCUGCCAUGGAUAUGCCAUGGAAUGCUCUGUUUCAAUGAGAGGUGCUGCGACAAGGCUUGUGAAAGCAGGGUAUGCAGUUUAUGGCAUGGACUAUGAAGGGCAUGGGAAGUCAGCUGGUUUGCUUGGUUACGUUCCCAGCUUUGAUGCUGUUGUUAACGAUUGUUCUGAUCAUUACUCCAAAAUUUGUGAGAGGAAAGAAAACAAGAAAAAGAUGAGGAUGUUGCUGGGAGAAUCAAUGGGAGGAGCUCUUGCUCUUCUCCUCCAUAGAAAGCAACCUCAUUUCUGGGAUGGUGCUGUCCUGGUUGCUCCCAUGUGUAAGGUCAG